Messenger RNA from Ruditapes philippinarum (Manila clam), 5563 nucleotides. RefSeq names its product 5-hydroxytryptamine receptor 4-like. The transcript has a single exon. Gene Ontology annotation, molecular function: G protein-coupled serotonin receptor activity; neurotransmitter receptor activity. Lineage: Eukaryota; Metazoa; Mollusca; Bivalvia; Venerida; Veneridae. The record is from RefSeq and is a predicted model, not a curated record. The coding region runs from base 173 to 1408 and encodes 411 amino acids. Gene Ontology annotation, biological process: regulation of appetite; chemical synaptic transmission; G protein-coupled receptor signaling pathway, coupled to cyclic nucleotide second messenger. Gene Ontology annotation, cellular component: dendrite; plasma membrane.
UGAUUCAAAUCACAUUUUAAGACACAACUACCUAGUAAGAACAUUUUUAAAGGAAUAACAAUCUAGUUUUUAGUCAGUAAAGAUGCUUUAACUCCAGUGAUAUAAUGAACUAUGAGGACCUAAAUUGGAAAUGAUUCUGCUGUUUGUAUGAAGUAAUACAUUUGAUAAAAAAAUGGAGUUUGCAUCAGACUUCGCAAACGUUUCGGACGCGGGCAAUGUUUCUGUGGUGUAUAGUUACGCCAACAAUAGUGUGACGUCAUUUGGUAGCCAUGGUAAUAAGAGUGAUUUGAAUUGUUCUGAAAUUAUGGAAGGUAAAUCUGGUCCACCACCUAUAUACGAUCCCGCAAGACGAUAUAUCAUAUCAGGAAUUUUGUUUAUAUUCCCCUGUCUAACUAUGAUUGGAAAUGGAAUGGUGAUAGUUGCUGUUCUGACGCAUAAACGCUUGAAAACUGUAACUAACGCAUUUGUUGUCUCCCUUGCCGUAGCGGACAUCAUGGUGGCGAUAUUAGUUAUGCCAUUUGGAAUAUAUCAACAGUUUAACAAUAAGACUUGGAACCUUGGAAAGAAUUGGUGUUUAAUUACAACGAGUUUUGACGUCAUGUUUACAACCACGUCAAUAUUCAACUUGUCUUGCCUAGCCAUCGAUAGAUACCUCGCCAUUUGCAGACCGUUUAUUCAUGAAAGAUUAACCCGUCCUAAAGUAAUAAUGAUGCUCUCUUUCUGUUGGAUUGUGCCUAUAUUUAUUUCGUUUGUGCCUAUACAUAUGAACUGGAAUCAUAUUGGCAUAGAAGACUACGUACAAUGCGCGUUCCCGGAAGACGAUCCAACCCAUUGCGCGUUUGUUGUUAACAGAGAAUUCGCGACAGUUUGUUCUAUGAUAGCCUUCUACAUUCCUACAGUUUUUAUAGUAAUAUGCAAUGUCCAUAUAUUCAGAACAGCGCGGAAACAGGCGCAUCAAAUUCGAAGUUUAGAACUGAGCGCACAUAAACAUCAUAGAAAAGGCAAGUUAAAACACGAGACAAAGGCGGCAAAAACUGUCGGUAUUAUCAUGGGUUGUUUCUUCAUUUGCUGGUUCCCGUUUUUCGGACUUAAUAUCAUUGAUCCGUUCAUUGGAUACAAGGUACCAUAUACAUUAUGGACUGUUGCAUUGUGGUUAGGUUAUAUCAACUCGAUGUUGAAUCCAUUUCUUUACUAUAAUUUCAACAGACAUUACAAAAUGGCCUUCCGCCGCCUUCUCACGUGCAAAGUGUGUCGCGGAAUUAGUGAAUUCGAAGCAGAUAUGGUUCCCAGCACGCUGUAUACGGACUUAUCUCAUUCAGCGUCGGCUAACUCGCACUCUUGUCUCCAUAAUGGAGCCGGGAGACAUUCUAUACCUCAAGGUCAUAUAAAUAACAACGUGGAUUUGUGACAUCAGAUUAAACGUAACUUUUGUCAUGGUUAAACAUUACGUCCAUACUUACUUCUUUGAUAAUUUAUUUUAAUUAGAAAUAAUAUAUUCAUAAUGCAAUAUGAACAAAAAAAGAACACUAUUUUUGAAUCUGUUGUCAUGCUGGUUAUUUCAAAUACGACUUUGAUGUUCUGAAUAAGUGUUUUUUUUUUAUAGAUUGCGUGUUUAUUUUCGUACAUGACGUCUUCACUAUGGUAUCUGUGAUAAAGUGUGCCAUAUUUAAACCCUUCAUGUACAUAUUAUACCAUUAUUUACAGUGAAAUAGAAGAAAUAGAAAUAUUUUGUAAACUAAACCGAUGUUAAAAUUAUCUUGGUGCUUUUUUUAGUUGGGUUUUAAAUUACUCUUUGAUUUAAUGGUACAGUCAAACCUGUAUUUAGACCACAUCCGAAUAAAGAUAACCCUGCAACUAAAAGUUCAUUUUUGAUAACUUUUCAUUCAUAAAAUGGAAUAAGUACCCUCCAAAUAAAGACCGCUUGUAUUGACGACCAUUAUGUGUCUUUCCCAUGGUUGGCUUUAGCUUACAGGUUUGACUGUAGAUUAUUGACAAUUGUUUUAGCAGUGUUUUAGCUUUGGUAUGUAGAACAUUGUUCAUGCAUAGAUUGAUUUAUUUAAAUUAGAAUAUGUUACAUUUAGACCGUUUCAAUUUAAAUUUAGUCUAAAUUUCAUCCCAUCUGAACUCAAACUAAGUCAUUAUCAUUUUCAUUACAUGACACGUGUACUAUAAACAUUAAAUUGUUAUGAUUUUAGCUUUUAUUUCUCAAUAGUUUAAAGAUAAGCUUUUUGUUCGAAUUGUAUUUAGGCGAUGUAAGCGCAUGAACUAAAUACAAUUGUUCUAAAAAGAUUACUUUAAUCGAAAUUUCCAUCGUUUUUUUUAUAUAUAAGGUAGCUAUUAUUUUAGCUUGUUAGCUAUUUACUAAGCAUCAACGUCAAUCAGUCUGUGUUAGUGUAUUUCUUUUCCAGCUGUAUCUGACAAAGUAAAUUGUAUUUUCUGAGAAAUAAUUGCGUUAUUUUUAAGGUAGUCUUACUGUAAUGCUUAUCUGCCAAAAAAUAUAACAUCGGCAAAUAUCGUAUCAUUACGGUUAUUUCCGGAACGUUACUUUUUUAUUAAAUCUUGGGCAUUAGAUUAUUAAAAUAUCUCAUUUACAAUCAAUCAUCCUUUAUCGCUACUUAUUUCGGUUAUAAACGGUUAAAAAUUAUUGAAAAAUACCAAAGAUUGUGAAAAAUAACGUUCCGGAAAUGACCGAUUUUAUACGAUAUUGACCGAUGUUAGAAUUUUUGGUGGGAAAGCAUUACAAACUUCUGCACAGAUAUAUAUUACACAAAACUAGCCUAACUGCAUACGGUUAUUGUUAUUGUUUUUAUGAUAUUGAUAUAUAGUUUAAUACGAUUUUUUUUAUAAAACUGUUACUGCAAAGCUUUAUUUUUAGUUUAAAACUAUUAAUUGAUAUUUGAUGAAGUAUUUAUGUCAUCUGUUAUUGACCUAAAUAAGACAUAAUGACUUUAUUGGUCCCGCCCCCGAAAAAAUUUAGACAGCCAAUCAAAUCUCCCAAUGUUAUAUAUUUUCUAUAUAAUUAUGACAUUGUCGAGUGUCUAGCAUGUUUUAUGAAAAUUUUAUACAGUUUUCAUCUUAAAUGAAAUAACAGGUUUAAAAAUGUAAACAAAACUAUAUUUCAUAAUCUAAAAACAUCUCAUGUAAAACAUACAUACCCAUUUGUUUCUGGUGUCAAUCAGUCAAGAAUUGUCCCACGUACAUGUAAAUCUAUCUUUCUUUCUUGGAAGUUAUGAACAGUUUUGUGUUUGUCUAAUUUUUGUUGUCGAUACACAACUGAUGUUAUACUUGCCAAAACAACAUCAACAACAACACUAACAACAACAACAAAACAUUUCAUUUUUGUAAAUAAAUACCACCGACCCAAAAAACACAAUAUAAUCAAAGCAGUUAUGCGUAUUUUAGCUCUGUCUACAAUACAGAUUGUUAUCUAUGACAUGGUUUUCGUAUUUAUAUUAGUUAUCAAUAAUUUUCAUAAUAUCAUGAACAACAAAGCAAUAGUCUUUAUUUUUCCUUCAUUUUGAUUUUUUAUCAAAUUACAAAAAUUAUGGAAUGUAUAAUUAUAACUGUGCCAUAUAUUACUUUGUCUUUGAUAGGAAAAUCUGUUACAAAUGAAAAAUACAUGUGUAGCACCCAACAUAUAAUAGCACACUCGACCUUGUCUAACCAUUUGUUAUACGCAAGUGAGAACGAUCUAUUUAUAUGUUUUGGACUGGUUUGCAUGUUCGAAAAGAAAACAAAAACAUUGCCAUUUCUUAUCUUGCAAUACAAUUUUUUUUAACAAAGUUGGUUAUAAAGAAAUUUUCGGCGAAUAUUACGAUUUCUUUCUUCACUUUUCACUUUUUGUUUUCAUCGUAAUAAAAUAUUAAUAUAAAAUUUAUUCGAUGCUGUCUGAAAAUUAUUCUGUCAGCAAAUUAGCCAUGUUUUAUUUGUUAGAAUUUUUUUUAAUUGAUCUCGUCACGAAAUGACACGAGAGCACGCAAUACAGUUCAGGGAACCUUUGCCGGAUGAACGCGUGAUGCAUUCAUUAUCUUUAAAAUAUCAUGACAUCUUAGGGAAACGUUGUCAAGAUUUCCGUGUAUGAUUUUCAAGACAUUUGACAAGGUCGUAAUGAUAUACAACAAUCAUAAUUUACGGGAAGCUUUGUCGCAGUUAUAAAGGCAAAGAUCGAGGAGGAGGGUGGGAUUGUAUCACACAAACAGGGAUGCCUUUUAGUUCGAUACCUGUGGUAGUUGGAUCAAACAAAUCAAACAGCACGCCUCCAGAUUCAUGCUUAUUUUCGUGAAAACUAAAAAAAUAUAUUUUAAAGUAAAUUAUUGUGAAAUGAACAAAGAAAAUAAUUUACACAUUGAAAACAGCACUUGCAUUCCACGCAAAUUACCAAAAAAGAGGUUUAAAUAAUCAAAAAUUGCCCUUACUGAACUAGUGCAUGUAACGCAAUCGAAAUAUUGUGACGCACGUAACAUGUAAAUUAUUACUUCAAUCUUAAAUAUUUUUACAUUUCUUAAACUAUUAGUACAUUUUUUCUCAAGUUUAAUGUUCUUGAAAAGUUUUGGCUUAUCUCGAGGCAAAAAACUUUGAUUUGUUUCCGUCAUUUUGUUUUGUUUUGAGCAAAUGCAUAAUUUUAUUCAUAAAUAUUUCAUAAUAAAGAUUAAUUCUACAAAUCGCAUGUAGAUACAGAAAAUAAAUCAAAUCUGAUUCACAAACCUUUUCAUAUGUAUGUGUUUUUUUCCAAAUAAGUCAUUUACGGUUGAAGGAAUCAGUAAACGUUUGAAGUAAUUUCUUUCUACCUCUUACUUAAGUUACCACUUUGUCUCCACCAAUUGUAGGACGUAUUAAAUUGUACUGAACAUAAUUAUUAUCCCUUCAGUACUCGACCGACCGACAGGUGACGUCUUCACUUCAUUUCAAAUAUAAAUUCAACUGUAACAAAAGUAAUAAAAAUGUAUCAAACUAUGUCUAAAUUUCAUCAUACAGAAAUUAACAAAAUCUUACCAUUCAAAGGAUAAAAAAACAUUGUCAUUCGAAUUAUAAGAAACGAUCACAGCAAAUUUCUGCAUGACAAUACGCGUGUAAGCUGUCUCAAAAAUAUAAUCGUGAUUAAUUUAUGAGAAGUUCUCAUUUUUGAUCGUCAUUUUCUUUUUAACUCUUUACUCGAGGUUUGUUUAACAAACAUGUUUUAUACAAUAAUAACUGUAAGAACGUUCAUAGAAGCCCAUUAUGCCUCAGCAUUGUUUUUUUUUCUCAAAAGCUUUCUUUUAUAUUUGGUGUACUUUUAUACUUUUCAACAAGUUCAAUUAUAUGAACCAACUUUUUCACUUGUUGCUUUCUGGCAAAACAAUACUGUAUAGUAAUAGUGACUGAGUAUUUUGUAAGAAUAUCAAAUUAGUUUUUUUCCCUUUUCUUUACUUUUUGCUACUUUUAUGACGAAUAAUUUCAAAAUUACCACUACUUUCUCAAACGUCUCUAAAAUCAUUAUAUUAUCGUUAUAAUACCCACGUCAAACCCUUUCUAAAAUAAUAUAAUUAAUUUGUUCCCGAGGCAUAAUGUGCCUUAAAUUGUAAAA